GCCGGCUGCCACCUUGUGGGGGCCUGGAGGGAGGUGGAGGUGGGCGCGCCGGGCCCCAGGCCCCCCCCCCCAGGCCGCUGCGGGCUCCACAGGGCGGGGAGUGACCUUUCGUCCCGCUCCUCUGCUCCGCGAGGGGCUUUCUGUUCCUCAUUGUUAAGCCGUGACGGCCGCGGUUGGCUUUGUUUCUCUUCUGUCCAAGAGGAUCAACAGGCCUGGAGGUUGCUCAAAGGGGGGCUGACCCGGGCGCCAGCACGAGGAAGUGUCGGGAAGGAUGCUCAGUACAGAAUCUACAGGAAGAGACCCUCGAGGGGAGGCUCGGCCGUGGGGGGCGGUGGGGGGCGGGAGCAGGGCGGCAGGGGCUGGGGGGUGGCGGGAACCCUUGGGGCAGGGAGCGCAGCCUUGGCCGCCACGGGCGGGCCCUUUCCCGGCAGGACUUUGGACCCUGACAGGAAAUCCUCCCCCUCCGGCGGGACAGGCCUGGGGCUGCGCAGGAGCUGCUCUGAGGGUCGGGCUUCUGGGGGUUCUCGGCCCCACGUGAGCGCCGCCCCUGCAGUGGGAGGGGCCCCCCUGCGCUCGGGGCUGCCCCCCACCCUUGGUACCAGGGAGCGGGUGACCCGGGGCACUGCAGAGGGUGGGACCUCUGUGCCCAGGGCCCCCAGCGCUUGCUGUCCGUGGGGGUGGGUGUUGGGUGUCGGGUGUCCGGUGUCGUGUGUGCCGCCAGGGGGCUUCUUUGCUUGUUUUCUGUCCGUGGUUGACUCAGGGCUCCUGGGCCCCGGGUCUGGGGCACUGCCGGUGCCUCACCCCGACGGCGGUGCCCUGAGCCCACCGGGGGGCUGUGGACGUGUGUGCACACCCGCAGCCACGGGCAUGGAUGUCCCCUUUCUAGGCCCUGUGUCGGCAGCAGGGUGCCUGCCACCGUCGCCUCCACCUGUGCCUUCCCGGCAUCACCGUGGGGGCUUUGGCGCCGGACCUGGGCCGGAGGCUGCGCUGCUCCCCUACGUUCCGGAGCCGGGAAGCUCAUGCCAGCGGAGCGAGUACUUCGACCAGAGGACCCAGAGGUGCUGCAGCAUGUGUCCGCCUGGCUCCCACGCACGGCUCUUCUGCACCACGACCUCGAACACCGUGUGUGCCCGCUGCGAGAACAGCACGUACACCCAGCUCUGGAACUGGGUUCCCGAGUGCUUGAGCUGCGGCUCCCGCUGCGGCGCCGACCAAGUGGAGACUCAGGCCUGCACGCGGGAGCAGAACCGCAUCUGCGGCUGCAAGCCGGGCUGGUACUGCACGCUGAGGAGGCAGGGAGGGUGCCGGCUGUGCGCGCCCCUGCGCAGGUGCCGCCCGGGCUUCGGCGUGGCCAAACCAGGAACUGCAACGUCAGACGUGGUGUGCGCUCCGUGUGCCCCGGGGACGUUCUCCAACACGACGUCAUCCACAGAUACCUGCCGGCCCCACCGGAUCUGUAGCUCGGUGGCCGUCCCUGGCAACGCCAGCAUGGAUGCGGUGUGCUCACCUGCGCCCCCCACCGUGAGAACGGCCCCACGCCCCGCCUCCACGCGGCAGCCAGCGUCCACGCAGCCCCGGCCCGCGGAGCCAACGCCAGGACCCAGCACGCCUCCUCGGACCUCCGUUCUGUUCCCGGCGGUCCCCAGCCCCCCAGCCGAAGGGCUCAGCACAGGCGACAUCUCGCUUCCGAUCGGACUGAUUGUAGGAGUGACGACCUUGGGUCUGCUGAUGAUAGGGCUGGUGAACUGCGUCAUCGUGACCCAGAAGAAGAAGCCCUUCUGCCUCCAGGGAGAAGCCAAGGUGCCUCACCUGCCCGCUGAUAAGGCCCGCGGCGGCCCCGGCCCCGAGCAGCAGCACCUGCUGACCACGGCGCCCAGCUCCAGCAGCAGCUCCCUGGAGAGCGCAGCCAGCUCCGGGGACGGGAGGGCGCCCCCCAGGGCCCAGCCGCCGGCACCAGGCACCGGGAAGGCCCAUGGGUCUGGGGAGGCCCAGGCCAGCUCCAGCAGCUCAGAGCCUUCGUGCGGCGGCCACGGGACCCAGGUCAACGUCACGUGCAUCGUGAACGUGUGCAGCAGCAGCGGCUCCGACCACGGCCCUCAGUGCUCCUCCCAGGCCAGCCACACGACGGGGGACGUGGAUGCCGGCCCCUCCAGCCCCCCAGAUGACCAGCAGGUCCCCUUCUCCCAGGAGGAGUGCCCGUUUCAGUCCCAGCCAGGGGCUCUAGAGACUCUGCUGGAGAACCCAGAGGAUAAGCCCCUGCCCCUUGGUGUGCCUGACGCUGGCAUGAAGUCCAGUUAGCCAGACUGGCGUGAGCUUGUCACAGCCCAGGCGGGCUGUUCCUGGGCCUUCUAGGCCCCCACCCCCCAGGACUCUGGCUCUUUCUGGGCCAAAUUCCUUUAGUGGCCCCACAGCCUCAGCCUUCCUCUCAUCUGCUGGCAGAAGGGUGAGGCAGGGAGAAUUGUGGGAAAGCGCUCCUGGCGUGGGUGCGUCCCUCUGGGAGGCUAGCUGGACGUGGACAUGCCGGCCCGCCUGGAGCCAGCCCUUGCCACUCUGAGCGCCGCCCCCCCCCCCCAAGCUGGUCCUGCGAGUUCAGCUUCUAGAGCCCUUAUUUUUGUAAUUUUUUACUUUUUUAAAAAAUCCCUGGGCUCUGUGCAGCCCUGGCUUCCUGGGAGGCCCCGCAUCCUGCCUUCCAUGGAGAAGGGGCAGUGCUUUAGCCUGAUGCUGAGGCUACAGGACGGUCCCAGCAUGGCGGGGGCGGGGGUGUCCUUGAUCAGAUGGUUCCGUGCAGGGAGGGGACGGGGGACCCCCGGUGCAGCUUGCACCACCUCCGGAUCCGUGCCUGCCAGCCUUACCUCUUGCACACGGUGGGAAAUCAGACACUCCGAGGGCCCAGCCAAGCGGCCGCGUGAGUGCUCCAGCUGGGGCCAGAUGGCCAACCUCUAACCAGAAAUCUUCCGGCAAUUAAAAAAAAAGAAGAAAAAGAAAAGCACCAUGCAGGCAGAGGAGCCAACAAAAUGACCAAGCGGAAGUCAGAGUUCGCUGGUCUCUGCUUUGACCAUCACGGAUUCGCCUGCGGCUCCAGCCCCGCCUCCCGCCUCCCGCCUCCCGCCCCCCGCCCUCUGGUGCCGGCUUCCCCGAGGGAAUUUCAGGAACGGGAGAUGACUGAGGCCCACAGUCUCCCUCCUCCUACCUCAGCCCCCGCCUCCCGACGAGGCUCCUCUUGGCCUCAGCACCCCCACCUUGCUGGUCCUGGAGCCCCAAGGAACCUGCGGGGCCUCCGGGGUGCUCUGCCUGGGGUGCUCUGCCUGCCGGGGCCUCCUGGGGACGCGGUUCGCCGAGAGCCAGUCUUGUGUCUGUGUGUCUGUCGUGUGCUGUUGGUCUGUGGAGCCGUGUUGUUGGGUCGUCCGGCCGGCCCGAAGCAGCUGAAACCGGCAGUUCUGUCCCAGGAUUCUUGCCCGUUAAAGGGUCAGCCCGCUUCCCCCAGACACGCACCCGGAGUCCUGCAGAGCACGGAUGGAUGGACGGACGGACGUGUGCGGCCUUGACCGAAUUCUGGAAGGAACGGGGGUGGGGGGCUCCUGGACAAGCCAGCCGGGUCCCGGGUACUUGGAUCCCUUGUUGAAAAUUCCAGUGGCCUCGGGGCUGGACUUGGAUCUGAGCUCCUGGACGGUAGGCGAGUCCAGCCAGUACCAUGAAGAGAAAGAGCUUCCCAGAAACCAGGAUUCCCUUGGAGUCCGACGUCCGGCUGCCCCUGCCCCUGCCCCUGCCCCUGCCCCUGCCCCUGCCCUGCCCGGGCCCUGCCCCCGGCCUCGAGGCGGUGGAGCGUGUCUGCCCCCUGGUGGGCCGCCCCGGGACGACCUCAGGCCCCGCUGCUCUCCCAGGGCAGCUCUGACCCCCAAGGAGACCCUCCCUGGGGGGCCGCGGUUCCCAGGCUUGUCGAUCCCCGAGUUUGUACUGUAUACUGGACAGCGCUCCUGCUUCUAAGUAAACCUUGUUUUGUACAUCGA
Molecule: messenger RNA, 4007 nt
Organism: Nyctereutes procyonoides (raccoon dog)
Lineage: Eukaryota; Metazoa; Chordata; Mammalia; Carnivora; Canidae
Gene: TNFRSF1B
Product: TNF receptor superfamily member 1B
Exons: 10
Coding region: 868-2298 (476 amino acids)
Biological process (GO): positive regulation of oligodendrocyte differentiation; negative regulation of neuroinflammatory response; extrinsic apoptotic signaling pathway
Cellular component (GO): membrane
Molecular function (GO): tumor necrosis factor receptor activity; tumor necrosis factor binding
Source: RefSeq, a predicted model, not a curated record